This is a messenger RNA of Melanotaenia boesemani (Boeseman's rainbowfish), 3195 nucleotides long. RefSeq lists its product as uncharacterized. Bases 1 to 1578 code for a protein of 525 amino acids. The transcript is spliced from 4 exons. The record is from RefSeq and is a predicted model, not a curated record. Lineage: Eukaryota; Metazoa; Chordata; Actinopteri; Atheriniformes; Melanotaeniidae. Gene Ontology annotation, cellular component: intermediate filament.
AUGAGUUACUCCAGCGACAUCUACAGCAGCAGCUCCUAUCGGAAGAUCUUUGGAGAUGCCCCUCGGUCCGGUCGCAUGGGUCUCGGCAGCAGCCCGUCCCGCCUGCACUCCACCGGAUACCGCAGCAGCCACCGCACCUAUGGUUCCCCCUCCAUGGUCUCCUCCACCACCUUCCGCAGGACAGCGGCGCCCGGCCGCGUCUUCUCCUCCAUUUCCGACUCCUCCAUGGACUUGACCCAAUCCACCGCCGUCACCAAUGAGCUAAAAAUCAUCCGCACCAACGAGAAGGAGCAACUUCAGGGGCUCAACGACCGCUUUGUGUCCUUUAUCGAGAAGGUCCACAACCUAGAGCAGCAAAACAAAGUCCUAGAGGCCGAAGUCACGCUGCUGCGGCAGCGCAACAACGAGCCCUCGCGCCUGCACGAGCUGUAUGAGCAGGAGAUCCGCGAGCUGCGGUCACGCGUUGAAGAGCUGACGCACGAGAAGAGCCAGAUGCACCUGGACUGCGUGCAGAUGAACGAGACACUGGAGCGCGUGAGGGAAAAGCUGGAGGAAGAGACCAGGCUGCGAGAGGAGGCGGAGUGCGCCCUGAAGGGCUACCGGAAAGACGUGGACGACGCCACCCUGGUGCGACUUGAGCUGGAGAAAAAAGUGGAGUCUCUGCUGGAUGAGAUUGCCUUCCUCAGGAAAGUUCAUGAGGAGGAGCUGCAGGAGCUGCAGGCGUCACUGCAAGCCACACAGGUUUCGGUGGAGAUGGACAUGAGCAAACCGGACCUGGCUGCGGCCCUGAAGGACAUUCGAUCCCAAUAUGAGAACCUGUCAGCCAGGAACCAGGCCCAGGCAGAAGACUGGUACCGCUCCAAGUUCGCCUCCGUCACCGAGGCUACCGCUCGCAACCAGGACGCCAUCAAGCACUCCAAGGAGGAGCUGAGCGAGUACCGCAGGCAGGUACAAGCUCGCACCCUAGAGAUCGAGGCCCUCAGGGGCCACAAUGAAGCCAUGGAGAGACAGAUUGCUGAGAUGGAGGAUCGCCACAACAAUGAGAUCAGAGAGAUGCAAGACACCAUCCAGCAGCUGGAGGCUGCCCUGCGUAGCACCAAAGGAGAGAUGUCCCGCCACCUGCGUGAAUACCAAGACCUGCUGAAUGUAAAGAUGGCGCUGGACAUUGAGAUUGCUGCAUACAGGAAGCUGCUGGAAGGUGAGGAGUGUCGCCUCAGCUCUGUUGGUGGUGCCUUGGUCCAGUCCGGUUACCCCGGUCUCUCCUAUAUGUCAGCCCGCACCUACACCCUUGGAGCUUACAGGAAGUCCAAGCCUGAAGAGGAAGAGGAGGAAGAAGAGAAGGCUGAUGAGGAGGAAGAGGAGGGAGAGGAGGGAGAUGAAGGAGAUGAGGGAGAUGAGGGAGAUGAGGGAGACGAAGGAGAUGAGGGAGAUGAUCAGGAGGAAGGUGAGGGUGAGGGUGAGGGUGAGGGUGAGGAUGAGGGAGAAGAGGAAGAGGAGAAGCCAAAGGAUAAGGGGAAUAAGGGAAAGGAAAAGGAGAAGGAGAAGGAGAGCUCCACCGGGAAGAACAGCAAGAGCUAAACUGCUUGUGUCAUCAUCACCAUCAUCACCAUCACCAUCAAUAACUCAUUCCACAUCCCACCAAUCAAUUAUGGAUCUGGUUCCUGUUCACAUCAUCUCUGUGUCUCACACAUACACAAAGAAACAUCUGUACACUCCAGAUGCCUCACACCCUCGUGUUUUUCUGUCUCUGUUUGCUCUGUGGAUCACAUGUGAUUAGUUCAAACAUUAGACAAGCAGGAGCUUUACACACAGUAAAGAGUAACUUCUGAGGCAGUAGAGUUUGAAUCUUUUCCACACUCUGCUGAUAUCAUCAUGAUUUUACAUCUCAGAGAAGUGCAGAGAGCUAGCAUGUUGCCACAAAGUGUCAUGAGUGUGACAACAGAAUGUUUCUUCCUCAUCUGAGCAACAAGAAAUGUGCCAUUAAUGAUCGCACUCCCAGUAAGAGCAAUCAAAACCUUGAAAGUAAUUAUUUUGUCAGCACACAGACUUUUGAGAUAAAUGCACAGGUCCUGGAGCAUGAGAAACAGCCAGUCCAACUUUAACGGUGCUAUUUGAUUUUACAUAUAAAAGUUGGGUAGUCCUGUAAGGAAAGGAUUUUAUCAUCCAUCAUUUCUGAUUGCUGGCUUUCAUAGAAGGUAUGAUUUGAGGAAAAAAAACUGCUUCUUUGUGAACUGGAAGUUCAACCCCACAUGUUUUGCACAGCAGGUGAAUCCUAGUACUUUCUCCCAUUACCUUCACUUUGUUUGUCAUUUCAUCCCAGUUUUGUUUACCACAGUGUUACAGCACGGCAAUAAUGGUGACUCUGAGCUGAGAGGAAACUGCACAUGCAAAUGUGACUGGGAGCUGGGUGGUAUGCACUGUUAGAAGGGACAGUUCUGCAGCUUCUUGAUGAGGAAUUGUAUCUUUGUGAAUGAAAAAAGUAGAGUUUAAAUUGCUGCUAUAUAUAUUUUGGGAAUAUAAACAAUCCCUCCCAUUGACUGAUUCAUUUGUCAAGCUAUUUCUCUCAUGUGUCAGAGUUUACGCUACAUUUUCUUUUUAAAAAAAAGUCUUUUUUCCCUCUUUUCUCCACAUAAAAACAUGGUGGUGCUUUUGUUUAAUUUAUUGUAGUUGACAAAAGGAAAUGGGAUGAGAGUGAAUGAAGCUGUGAGUGUCAGACACUGAUAUCUUUCAGCUGAGGGUGUACGUUGCAGAUUUGUUGUGGUUAUAAGGUAAAGAAUUACAUAUAAGGGCUAUUUUCACCAUAACUUUCUAAACAAUUGCCCUGAGAUGUUCUUUUUUUAGAUUAUUUUACUAUUGUUCUUCAUUUUAAUCCUUUGGUCUUGUGUUAUUUUGACAAAUGAAUCAAGCAAUGGCCGUGAAUGCAUGGCCUGAUACUUGGAGCUUGAAUAUUUGCUGGAUGGGAUAGAUUUCUGCUUGUUGUGUGUUCAAUUAAAAAGAAAAUCAAAGAAAAAAAAAACUUGCCUUAACCAUGAAUGAAAGUUAAAAUAAAACAUGUUUCCACCUCUUCCGCAUCUCACUUGUUCCUGGGGAGACAGAGGAGUGCCCACACUUCUGCUAUACUACUGUGACUGUAUAUGCUGCUGUCUCAUGCAGUGAUUUUCUCUUUAAGCCAAAUAAAGACAUUUAUUAACCAAA